UAAGAAUGUCAGUUCGGUGCAGAACAUGCGGUGAGCGCAUUUAUAAUUUAAAUGCGAAAAACCUAUUCAGCGAGGCGAACAAUGGGAUUCUUAUAAAGAUUGAAGCACUUACUGGGAUAUGGUUGACGGAUGAGUUAAACAUGCCAGACCACAUUUGCGCCUACUGUUUAUUAGAUUUAAAUCACGCUAUAACAUUCCGAGAGCGUUGCAUUAAAACCCAUGAGCUCCUGUUGAGUGGAAAACACAAUGUCUUUGAUGAUGACAAUGACAAGGAGUUACCAUCGCCAGCAACAGAUGAGAUGGAUCCGCUGAAUAGUGGAGAGCCUGACGUAGAUGCGAAAGACGAAAUCACCGAUCAGAAGGUCGAUCUAAAAGACUUUGUGGAUUUUUCUGCAUUCAAAGAUUAUGAAACACAAAACGUCAGCUCUCCGGAGUUUGAACACAAAUAUGAGGAAUGCUCCAGUCGUAGCAGCAGUCUAAAAUCUCAAGUUCUGAAAGAGAUUGAUGAUUUCGCAAGAUCUUCUUCGAGCUCUCUUAUAAAAUCACCGCCCACACCAAAAGCCCAAAAUCCCCGACCCUCAGUUCAAUCUAAUAACAAAACCGAAGUACCAGUCAAGAAAAGAAAGUACAUAAAGUGGGUGUCGCUUAAUGAGGCUGAGAUGAUAGAAAUGAAACGCAAGAUGCGCCAGCGGAACUAUGUUUGUGAUCAAUGUGGCAGAAAUUUCAACGAUAAAGCCAACCUAAAAAUACAUUUGAUUCGCCACACGGGGGUUAAAGCAUUUGAAUGUAAGGAGUGCGGUCAAAAGGAGUAUACAGCGCAUCUAUUAAAAACACAUAUACGUGUGCGACAUAAGGGGGAGUUACCCUACGCCUGCAAGUAUUGCGGUGAGCGCUUCGGGUCAAGCACUAGCCGCUGUCGGCAUGAAAGGCGGACACAUAUUCAAGAAACUUCAUUAACGACCAGUAAAAAUAAAUAUAUAUGUAGGUUUUGUGCCAAGGGAUUCAAAACCAAAGCCUGUUUAAAAAACCACGAGCUGAUACACACAGGCGAACGCCCAUUUCGCUGCGACUUUUGCGAUGUUAAUUUUCAGCGAAGAACCCAUCUGACUGCGCAUUUUCGAUCGAAAUUUCAUCAAAAAAAGGCUAGCCAACCGCAGCAGAACAGUACCCAGGGAGCCACGGAUGAAGAUAUUGAAUUUCAUUUUAAUGAGACGAUUGCUGAAGAAUUUGAUUGAAAACCAAAUCAAGAUAUUGCAUUUUUGCAGAAAAUUGCACAAUAAGGAAAUUAAAUUCUUGGUUUUACUAUUUAA
Messenger RNA from Scaptodrosophila lebanonensis, 1310 nucleotides. RefSeq names its product transcription factor Ouib-like. NCBI's taxonomy places the organism in Eukaryota, Metazoa, Arthropoda, Insecta, Diptera, Drosophilidae. The record is from RefSeq and is a predicted model, not a curated record. Gene Ontology annotation, biological process: regulation of transcription by RNA polymerase II. Bases 6 to 1235 code for a protein of 409 amino acids. The transcript is spliced from 4 exons. Gene Ontology annotation, molecular function: DNA-binding transcription activator activity, RNA polymerase II-specific; zinc ion binding; RNA polymerase II cis-regulatory region sequence-specific DNA binding. Gene Ontology annotation, cellular component: nucleus.